Messenger RNA from Wallemia ichthyophaga EXF-994, 2655 nucleotides. Its product is annotated as DNA repair and recombination protein RAD54B. Gene Ontology annotation, molecular function: ATP-dependent chromatin remodeler activity; ATP binding; DNA translocase activity. The record is from RefSeq and is a predicted model, not a curated record. The transcript is spliced from 5 exons. The coding region runs from base 1 to 2655 and encodes 884 amino acids. NCBI's taxonomy places the organism in Eukaryota, Fungi, Basidiomycota, Wallemiomycetes, Wallemiales, Wallemiaceae. Gene Ontology annotation, cellular component: nucleus. Gene Ontology annotation, biological process: reciprocal meiotic recombination; double-strand break repair via homologous recombination.
AUGAUUCUCAAAGAUACCAACAGCAGCGUCAUUGGUAGAUCUUUCGAUAAGAAGAACAGCGUGUUUGAGCCAGGUGCCCACUUUGUUAUCGCCGGCAAAGACGUCGAGCUCGAUCAACUGCUUAAACAAGACGCGGCAAAAGAAAACUCACCAAGCAAGCCCAAAGGUAUACCAGCUGCUUCUUUUUAUACUUCCGCUCCUUCUGCCGCGAAGCCAUACAAACCGCCAUCAUUCAGUAAGCCUAUGAUACCGAGUAAACCUCUGGCAGCAACCAAUAUUGAGAGCUCCUCGACUUCUGAACCAUCUUCACUCGAGCAAAGUGCUUUUCAGAAACACCCUCCACUCGUUUCUCAAAGCAUUUCUCACUCUAAUACGCAUACCGCACAUCCGCCAGCCCCCAAAUACGAUCCAAACGCCCCAGACGCAUUCGUGAUGCCUCAGCUUCCACAAAAUAUCUUAAAUGAACUUAACUACAAGCAGCACCCAGUAGUUGAUGUCGUUCUCGAUCCACACAUCUCAUCGAAACUGCGUCCUCAUCAACAGGAAGGUGUUAAGUUUAUGUAUGAAGCUGUUAUGGGUAUGCGAGGACAUAAGGGCAAAGGUUGCAUACUCGCUGAUGAGAUGGGUCUCGGUAAGACGCUUCAAGUAAUCGCCUUGGUAUGGACUCUGUUGAAGCAGAACCCAAUCACAAACUCGGGACCCGUCAUUGGUAAAGCUAUGAUAGUCUGUCCGGUGUCGCUUGUUAAUAAUUGGCGCAAGGAAUUCAGCAAAUGGAUUGGUCAGUCAAAAAUUGGUAUCUUCCUUGGCGAUAAGGAUGUGUCCGAGAUCAAAAAGUUUCAACAGUCGCGUAUUCACCAGGUUCUGAUUAUAGGUUAUGAGAAGCUAAGAACAGCAGUCGAUGUGCUGAAGUUCUGUCAACCUCAGAUAGGUCUUAUCGUAUGUGAUGAAGGACAUCGUCUAAAGGCGUCAAACAAGACAUCACAAGUGUUUGAAGCGUUCCCUACGCGGCGACGCGUCAUUCUGUCUGGUACUCCGAUUCAGAAUGAUUUAGGAGAGUACUACUGUAUGACUGAUUUCUGUAACCCUGGCUUACUCGAUAGCUACGCUUCAUUUAAGAAGAAGUACGAAACGCCUAUUAUGAGAAGUAGGGCUCCAAAUUGUAACAGAAGUGAUCUUGAGUUGGGAAGACAACGAUCCGAAGCACUCUCAGCCCUCACGAACCAGUUUGUGUUGAGAAGAACAGCUGAAAUACUUGACAACGUUCUACCAACCAAGUCAGAGUUCGUUGUAUGCAUUGCUCCGACAAAACUUCAAUUAGCAAUAUAUAAGCAGUUAGUGCAAGCAUCAAUCAUUCAGAGCGUGUUGGAAAGACUGGGUGGUCAACACUUGAAUUUAAUAGGUGUAUUGAGGAACUUGUGCAACUCUCCUGGAAUUAUAUACAAGAUGAUUGAGAAUAAACAAUCUGAAAGCUACAAAGAUUUCAAACUAGAUAAUGUCAAAAACAUGUUUCCAAGUAGCGUAAACGCGAAUGAUAUCAAUCUUAGUGGGAAGUUGAAAGCAUUAGGGAGGUUAUUGAAGACACUUAAGACUGAAACAGAAGAGAAGAUUAUUGUUGUUUCAAGUUUUACAGCUACAUUAGAUGUUAUAGAGUCUCACUGUCGUCUAUGUAAAUACAAAUUUUGCAGACUCGAUGGCUCUACGCCGCAAGCCAAGCGUCAAGAAAUAGUAGAUGGUUUUAACCGUUCUCCACAAGCAGGAAAAUUUGUGUUCCUUUUAUCAACGAAAUCAGGCGGGGUGGGACUCAAUCUCAUUGGCGCAUCACGACUCGUUCUAUUUGAGAGUGAUUGGAACCCAUCUAACGAUUUGCAAGCCAUGGCUAGGAUUCACAGAGAUGGUCAGACGAAACCUGUGUUUAUAUACCGCUUUCUGACAACGGGAACGAUUGAUGAGAAGAUAUUCCAGAGGCAGUUGACCAAAAUCGGACUGUCUAACUCUUUGAUGGGGAAUACUGUUGAGAAAAAGAACGAUACGGAUUCUUUCACGGUAGAAGAACUUCGAGCGUUGUUCAGGAUCGAUGAUGACACAGCUUGCGGGACACACGAUUUGCUCGACUGCACUUGUAAUCAUGGUAGGGUACUUACAGAAGCUGAGAAAGGUGCUGAGGAUGCACAACAAGACGAUGAAGAAGAGCCGCAAGGGUUUAUCAGCGCCAGUCAACACCAACCCGGAACAUCAUUAAAGUCAAAGAGAGACAAACAGGCCAAGAUUGCGGCAUUGGAUGGAUGGGAUCACGUGGAUUGUCUACAGGAGAAUCAUAUGGGGAAUUUGGCUGAUGAUGUGUUGAGAAAGCUUACAAUACACGCUGAGUCACCAUUAGUUGCCCAACACAAAGAUGAUUUCGUUGAAGAUACCACAGCUAAGACAUCAGACCAUCAAUUCGAAUCAUUGAAUGACUAUUGCCCGGCCAGUGACGAAGAAGAAGAGCCUGAAGAGGAAAGAAAGGAAGGGGAUGUGGAAAUCAUCGAGCCAGAGCGUAAAGUACAGAAAAUAGAGCAACAGGAAGAUCCAUUCGACAUGAACGGAUUUCUGCAGGAUCAAAAUAAUGAAGGCAGAUUAACAUUUGUAUUCAAGAAAGUGUCUGGAAGUGUUGUAUAA